Messenger RNA from Hydatigera taeniaeformis, 735 nucleotides. Lineage: Eukaryota; Metazoa; Platyhelminthes; Cestoda; Cyclophyllidea; Taeniidae. The record is from the annotation of a GenBank genome assembly.
AUGGAUGCUAAAGUCUUCCCAUCGCAUACUGGUCCUUUGACUGAUGCAAGGAGCCAUACAAUUUCUCCUACGUGCAGCGGCACAUCUGUCGUUGGCAUUAAAUUCAAAGAUGGUGUAAUAGUAGCUGCUGAUUCUCUUGUAUCCUAUGGUUCUCUGGGACGGUAUACAAACUUUGAUCGUGUCUUAAAGGUUAAUGAGCAAACCGUCUUGGCUUGUUCCGGUGACGUUGCUGACUUUCAAUAUCUUACCAAACUAAUUAGCCAGCAAGUGUUAAUCGAGAGCCUCCUCGGGGACGGGUUUUCGACCAGUCCUCAGGCGCUUCAUUCGUGGCUUACACGGGUCUUGUAUCACCGUCGAAGUCAGUUUGAUCCUCUCUGGAAUAGUUAUAUUGUUGGAGGUGUUCAAAAAGACGGUACACCCUACCUCGGUUACGCCAACAUGAUUGGGGUCGCGUUUACCGAAAACUGCGUGGCCACUGGUUUUGGCUCUCAUUUGGCGGUUCCUAUUCUUCGGAAAGUUAUUGAAACUAAGGCGGAUUCAAACGUAGCAAAUCUUGCCUAUGAAGAUGCUCUGGCAGCACUUAAGGAGGCCAUGACUGUCCUCUUCUAUCGCGAUUGCCGCGCAUUCAACAUGUACAAAAUCGCGGUGGUCACGAAGGAUGGCGCAACUGUGAGCGAAAACCAGAAAUUGGAGGCAAAUUGGGAGAUGGCAGGAUCCAUUACUGGUUAUGAGUGA